Molecule: messenger RNA, 744 nt
Organism: Elephantulus edwardii (Cape elephant shrew)
Lineage: Eukaryota; Metazoa; Chordata; Mammalia; Macroscelidea; Macroscelididae
Product: TLC domain-containing protein 1-like
Exons: 4
Coding region: 1-744 (247 amino acids)
Biological process (GO): phospholipid homeostasis; plasma membrane organization; membrane assembly
Cellular component (GO): plasma membrane
Source: RefSeq, a predicted model, not a curated record
AUGCCCCCUAUGCUGCACCCCGCCUUGUUGCUGCUACUGGGCGCCACGCUGACCUUCCGGGCGCUCCGGCGUGCGCUCUGUCGCCUGCCCCUGCCUUCGCACGUACGUGCCGACCCUCUGCGCACCUGGCGCUGGCACAACCUGCUCGUCUCCUUAUCCCACUCCAUAGUUUCAGGAAUCUGGGCACUACUUUGUAUAUGGCAGACCCCUGAAAUGCUGGUGGAGAUAGAGACGGCAUGGUCGCUCUCUGGCUAUCUUCUAGUUUGUUUCUCUGCAGGGUACUUCAUCCAUGACACGGUGGACAUCCUGGUGAGCCAUCAAGCCCGAGCUUCUUGGGAAUACCUUGUCCAUCAUGUCAUGGCUAUGGGUGCCUUCUUCUCAGGAAUCUUCUGGAGCAGCUUUGUUGGUGGGGGCGUCCUAACACUGCUGGUGGAGGUCAGCAAUAUCUUCCUUACUAUACGCAUGAUGAUGAAAAUCAACGAUGCUCAGGAUCUCCUCCUCUACCGGAUCAACAAGUACAUCAACCUGGUCAUGUACUUUCUCUUCCGCCUGGCCCCACAAGCCUACCUCACCCAUUUCUUCCUCCGUUACAAGGACGAGAGGAACCUGGGUACCUUUCUACUGGCCAUCCUGCUCAUGCUGAACAUAAUGAUCCUCAUCUACUUUUCUCGACUCCUCCGCUCGGACUUCUGCCCUGAGCGUGUUCCCAACCGGAAACACAAAGAUAAAUUCUUGACAGAGUGA